Messenger RNA from Lathyrus oleraceus (garden pea), 2073 nucleotides. RefSeq lists its product as uncharacterized. The transcript has 3 exons. Lineage: Eukaryota; Viridiplantae; Streptophyta; Magnoliopsida; Fabales; Fabaceae. The record is from RefSeq and is a predicted model, not a curated record. The coding region runs from base 1 to 2073 and encodes 690 amino acids.
AUGAAAGCCUGCUUGACGUGGACAAUUAAUGAUUUUCCAGCCUAUGGUAUGUUAUCUGGAUGGGGAACACAAGGUAAAUUGGCAUGCCCUCAUUGUAUGGAACACACUGAUGCUUUCACCUUGAAAAGUGGCCAUAAGAAUUCCUGGUUUGACUGUCAUCGUCGUUUCUUGCCAUCUAAUCACUCCUUCAGAAGGAGUAAAAGAAGUUUCCUAAAAAAUAGGGUUGUGACCAAUGAGCCACCUCCCAUUUCCACAGGGAAAGAUAUAUGGGCGGUAAUAAGUAAUUUUCCAAAAGUUACUGAAAUUGGAUGGGAGGCGAAAUGGAAAGAAUUCGAAGGGUAUGGAGUGGAUCACAAUUGGAAAAAGCGAAGUAUUUUUUGGGAUCUCCCAUAUUGGAAGGAUAACUUGUUAAGGCAUAACCUCGAUGUGAUGCACAUAGAAAAAAACGUCUUCGAUAAUAUAUUUAAUAUUGUCAUGAAUGUUAAGGACAAAACAAAGGAUAAUGAAAAGGCAAGAGAAGACUUGGCUAAAUUAUGCUUUCGCGGGGACUUGGAGCUCCAACCCUUAGAAAACGGAAAGAAUGGUAAACCAAAGGCUAGUUACAGUCUAACCAAAUCUGAAGCCAAGUUGGUUUGUAAAUGGCUUAAGGAAUUGAGAAUGCCAGAUGGCUAUGCUUCAAACCUCAGUAGGUGUGCCAAUGUAGAAAAGGGUACGAUGCAUGGGAUGAAGAGCCAUGAUUGUCAUGUUUUCAUGGAAUGUUUACUCCCAAUUGCAUUCCAUUCAUUGCCAGAUUUGGUUUGGAAACCAUUAACUGAGCUAGGUCGAUUCUUUAAAGAUCUUUGUUGCAAUACAUUGAGGAUGGAAGACUUAAUUAAGUUGGAUGAGAAUAUUCCAAUUAUCAUAUGCAAGUUGGAAAGGAUUUUUCCACCAGGUUUCUUUGACUCAAUGGAGCAUCUUCCAAUCCAUCUUGCCAAAGAAGCAAUUCUAGGUGGUCCAGUACAGUACCGAUGGAUGUAUCCAUUCGAAAGAUUUAUGGGAGUCUCAAAGAGGGCAGUGACAAAUAAGGCUAGAGUUGAAGGUUCCAUAUGCAGUGAUUAUAUACAUCGCGAGACAAAUUACUUUUGCUCUCAUUAUUUCAACUCUUUCCGUUUGUUGCCAACCAUAAAUCUUAGUAACAAACCUCAUUUAGACAAUGAUGACAUUCUACCUACAAUGUCCAUUCUACAAAGUGGCGGUCGACCAAGUGGGAAGUCACGAAAAUAUUUUAUAUCUGAUAAGGAAUGGAAGUCUUCACAUGUGCAUGUCUUGAUAAAUUGUGAUGAGGUUAAACCAUAUCUUGACAUAUUCUUAGAGAACCACUCUCUAGAUAUAGAAGAUUCAUCUGGGCGCAUACAUAUAGAGUUUCCCAUAUGGCUGAAGAAAUAUGUAAAUGAGGAGACAAAUGGAGUUACUAACCAAGAUAUAAUUGCCUUGUCUCGCAGUCCUGCAUCAAUGGCCAUAUCAUGGAACAUGUAUUUUAUCAAUGGGUACAAGUUUCAUACUGAAGAAUGGAGCAAAGGUAGAAAAACUAGCAAUUGUGGUGUGCACGUGAAAGGUCUUGCAGAAGGAGGAAAUACUGAUUUUUAUGGAAUAAUCAAACAUAUCUUUGAGCUAGAUUACAUUGGUCUGAAGCAUAAGAUUCCAGUUUUUUAUUGUGAAUGGUUUGAUCCAACAAGGAAUACGGGCACAAAGGUUCACCCACAAUAUAAAACUGUGGAUAUUAAGAUGGAUAAACGUUAUCGUCCUUAUGAUCCUUUCAUCCUUGCGCAAAAUGCAAGACAAGUGUAUUAUGUCCCAUAUCCAGAAAUGUGUAGAGAUAUGCGUGGAUGGUGUGCGGCAAUCACCACAAAACCAAGGGGUCGCGUAGAGAUUGACAACAUAGAGGAUGAAGUACCUUAUCAAUCUGAUGGGAUGUUACCUGCGCUACCCAAUGUAGAAAUUGAAGCAAUAUCUUGUUUGCGUGACAUGUCACAAUUAGAUGUGUUUGAAGAGAUUUUUGAUUGCUCUACUAGUGAAGCAGAUAGAGGGCAUUGA